AUGUCACUUGCUCGCAUCAGCACUCUUGGCUUUCUGCUCGCCCUUGGUUUGACGUGUGCGCUGGCCGCACCGCUCCAAGUAACACUCUCCAGUAAUCCGACAACAUGCCAAUCCACCAAGAUCACCUGGGACACAUCGACAGGCACGGCACCCUGGACGGUCACCGUUGCACCCCUCGGCCACGUUCCUGUCUCCGUAUCGUUUCCAUCCAAUUACAUGCAGGGAAGAUCAUGGAGCUGGGACUGGAACGUUCCGGGUUACACCACCGCCGUGUCUUCCGUCAUUGUUGCGGUCUCCGAUAGCACCGGCACUGUGUCAGGUACAUCCGCCUUGUCUCGGCUCACCAAAGCAGGCUCGUGUUCCGCACCACCAGAGCAUCUCGACUUUGUUUGGUAUCCUCCGUCUUCAAGUCCGAGGCAGUGCGACGACUGGCUUCUCACCGUACAAGAGGACCGUGGCAAUCUCGGUCUCAAGAUGCCAGUGGAUCUUCUCAUCCUCCCAGAGAAUGGCUCGCCCACUCGACUGCGUAUCAGCGACGCCAGAAGGAGCAGUGUCGACUGGACAGUCAACUAUCCUCGUGGAACCACCUUUGCCAUCGCCUCCUUUGAUGCUGGGACAUCCGGCACAGGCGGAGUCGGUGGGCAGUCGUACACCGUCGGCCAUGGCAGGUCGCGCUCGUGCAUAGGCACAAACCAGCGCGAGGCGAUAGCAGGCCUUCCAGCCGCCUCGAGUACAGCCGCUACCUCGUCACCAGCCUCUUCGACAUCCGCACCAUCUCGCAUGGCCACCUCGCGCGCCGCUACAUCUGCCACACGCACCAGCGCAAAAGCGACGCCGACAUCCACUGCUGCAGUCAAAGUGAACGCCACCGAAGAAAACUCGGGUCCCUCGGCUGGCGUAAUCGGUGGAAUCGUUGGUGGCGUUCUGGCAGCUUUGGCCGUUGUUGGCCUUAUCAUCUUCUUCUACAGGCGACAGCGCAACAAUAAUGGUCCGGACGAGUAUGGCGUUUACAAGAAUACCGAGAAGCGUUCCUUCUUUGGCGGAUUUGGAUCGGCCCGUUCCGCCAACCGCGGUGGCUUCACUGGUCAGGCUUCGAGUGGCCGCUUUGGCGCUUCCACAGACCAACAGGGUGUUAUUUCGCCCUUUGUCGCCGGCCGCGCUUCACCGUGGAGAUGGUCUUCGCGCCCUGUCGGACUUUCCGACAACCAAGAUAUGGCACAGCUUCACGACGACCGCAGAGCCAUCGCAAACCGUGUCAACGAUGCGCCCCGAUCCAUCGGCCAUUCCAGCUCGAUCAGCCUGCACAGGAGCCGAGACUCGAUCGGAGCUACGGGAGGCGUCGGUCUCAACGUGGCGCCUAGUGUGCACUCGGUGGUGCCGGAUGAUGCGCUCUUCCCACCGCCUGCGCCUGUCAACCGAAACAUGAUGCCGGGCCCCAGCGCGUCGAUGGGCAGCUUUGGAGCGGGCAUCGGUGCUGGUGUUGGCACCGUCGGCACCAAGCGGCAUUGGAAGCGUGAGCGAUCUGACUCGGGUGGUUCGUACCAGCAUCAGCGAGAUCCUUUCCGCAACCCUGCCAAUCACAUCACGCUGUCACAGGAGGAUGACGCACUUGGGCGCAUGCAGCCGUACGUGCACCAACAGCAAGAACAGCAACCACGACAGCAUCCAGCCUCACGCGACUCGAUGGCGGCUAUUGCCGGUCUACCGCUCUCGCCUUCUUCGCACUACUCAGGAGCUACGCGCUCACGCGACCUAAGCGGCGUCUCGAACAAGCACGACAUGAACGACGAGCAUCUGUCCACAAUGCGUAUUCCACCACCAGCGCCUGUUUCGACAUCCUUGUUCGACCCCUACUCGCACGCGUCGCGUCUCUACUCUGACCAGGAAAUCACCCACCUCAACGCCGCGUUUGGCUCGAUCGCCAACGAACGAGCCAACACUGCAACUCCCACUUCGUUGCACUCCAACUCCAGCGCGCCUCGGUACGCCGAUCCAAAAGAGUCUGCCGCCCGCUUCAGAACUCUCGACAACCAACUGCUCACCGAGCGCAACAAGGUCGUUUCCGCCGUCUUUGCUCAGGAUGACCCAUCCGACGACGACGACUGCCUGCCCUACAUGUCAUAA
Molecule: messenger RNA, 2124 nt
Organism: Mycosarcoma maydis (corn smut)
Lineage: Eukaryota; Fungi; Basidiomycota; Ustilaginomycetes; Ustilaginales
Exons: 1
Coding region: 1-2124 (707 amino acids)
Source: RefSeq, a predicted model, not a curated record